UGUGCGCUUACCAACACUGCCCGGCGAAGGGGCCGCAGUAUAGCGUUUAUUAAUUUUUUUUGGAAAUUAGUUUAGUUAAACCAAAUCGCCCGCCCUGGACCACCAUAUCCUCAAGUGAGUGAGUGCCUACGGAGGCCACGUAACUGCAGAACUGAUUCAAAAAGUCGCCCGGCACCGUCAGAACAUAGAGAACGCUGAUGUAACACGAAGUCGGCGUUGGCAAUCGGAUGAUUGAGGGACCAUAAUGUGUGUCAGGAGUAAUUGACUCCGGAAAAGUGACAGCCAUUACUCACGGAUUGUAGAGAUCUUCGCUUAGUUUGCCUACAGCUCAAAAAAAUAAUAGUUUUCAGUCACGGCAUCUGUUUUUCCCUGUUUCAUAACCUUCCCCCCUAAAACUGUGCUUAUCGCCCGGCUUGCUCCCCGAUACACGUGUGCUCUUUUCUUUUUUUUUGAAGGGGGGCCCAGGCCCAACCUUUGACCCCCCCUCCCGAUGCCCAUCAUCCUCCUGCACAAUUCAGACGUACAGUCUGCUUCCCCGAAAACGAAAAUGAGUCAAGAGCAGCGAGCUAACAAUUAGCUAAGUGCGCAACAGUUCCAGUUUUGUUUACACAAAAUUUCCCAAUUUGAAAGCGCUAAAAAUAAGCCAACAAAACCACAACAUUUGCCUGGUGUUAACCUUCUCUUCCUGCUCCUGCUCCCACUUUUGUUUCUUCCACUCGCAUAAGCAGUGCAUCCAUUUCCAUACCUUAACCCCCAGUACAAGGGGGUGAGCUUAGCUUCUACUUCCACUGAGAACUAUUUUUGGGUUUCUUUUAAAGCCUAAUUUAUGUACUACUUGUAAGCAAAUAAGUGGAAUAAUAAUUACUCUUGAUUAUAAUAUCUUUUGUAUUUAAAAUUGUAAUAUCCUAUUUCUCACUGUGUACUUUCUUUAGAGCGGGAUUCGAUCAUAUCUAUUAUUCGGGAACAAAUUGGAGGAAGCCGCUCAUUGGCUUAUCAGCUUUCUGGAAGCCUUUGAUCGGACGACCGCCGCAUCGCAACCCAGCUAUCUGAACCUUCGUGCUUGAUGGCCGUAUCUGAGCGAUAAAUAUUUCCCGUAAUUAUGCACGAUCGCUGUUUGUUCGUCGGCCAAAGCGCUUUCAACAAUUGGCAUUGACUUACAGAAACCUACAGCGCCUAUUCUCGCUACUGUUUGCUUCUCCACUCUUGAGUCCAAUUUCCAUUUCCAUUCCGCCGUCAUGGUCAUAUUCAUAUGCCAGUGCAGCGCCUUUUUGGCCGUCAGUUCGCGGAGAGAUCCGAUCGAGUGAGCUUCGCGCUUGGCAUUACCCGAAACCUGAAAUCCAAAACCCCCAAUACCCGCACCACCACCACCACUAUCAUCAUUUUAGCCAAAAAGUGAAAACCAAAAGCCAAUAGGCCGUCGCAGGUGCUAACAGUAACGAGCUCAGGAUUAAAUAGAUAAUCACAAAAAACAAUCAUGGCAUCCCUUUGGCCCCAAAAUGUCGGAAUACGCGCUAUCGAAGUGAUCUUCCCAUCGCAGUACGUGGACCAGACCGAGCUGGAGGCCUUCGAUGGCGCCUCCACUGGCAAGUACACAAUCGGUCUGGGCCAGGCCAAGAUGGGCUUCUGCUCGGACCGGGAGGACGUCAACUCGCUGUGCCUGACGGUGGUCAGUCGCCUGCUGGAACGUCAUCACGUCAAGCACUCGGAGAUCGGCCGUCUGGAGGUCGGCACCGAGACCAUCGUGGACAAGUCCAAGUCGGUGAAGUCCGUGCUGAUGCAGCUCUUCGCCGAGAGCGGGAACACCGACAUCGAAGGAAUCGACACCACAAACGCGUGCUAUGGUGGUACGGCGGCACUCUUCAAUGCUGUGAAUUGGGUGGAGUCCUCCAGCUGGGACGGCCGUUUGGCCCUCGCCGUGUGUGCUGACAUCGCGGUGUAUGCCAAAGGUGCAGCGCGUCCAACUGGCGGCGCUGGGGCAGUGGCUAUGCUGGUGGGUCCAGAUGCGCCGCUGGUCUUCGAUCGCGGCCUGAGGGCUACGCAUAUGGAGCACGCCUACGACUUCUACAAGCCGGACCUCAGCUCCGAGUACCCCACUGUGGAUGGCAAGCUUUCGAUCCAGUGCUACCUCUCGGCUUUGGAUACAUGUUACAGGUUGUACCGCAAGAAGUUCGAGGCGCAGAAGAAGGACAGCGCGAAGUCGGGUCUGGACACCUUCGAUGCGAUUCUGUUCCACACACCCUUCUGCAAGCUGGUGCAGAAAUCCGUCGGACGCCUGAGCUUCAACGACUUCCUGCUGAGCAGCGAGGCGGAGCGGGCGAAGCUGUUCCCCGGCCUGGAGAAGUUCAACGAAGCCACGCUGGAGAGCACCUACUUCGAUCGCGAUGUGGAGAAGGCCUUCCUCACGCAGUCGGCGGAUAUCUUCGCCAGCAAGACCAAGAAGUCGUUGCUGCUGGCCAACCAAGUGGGAAACAUGUACACGCCAUCGGUGUACUCCGGUCUGGUCUCCCUGCUGAUCGGAGAGCCAGCCCAGGAGCUGGUGGGCAAGCGCAUCGGCGUGUUCUCCUACGGCUCCGGACUGGCGGCUUCAAUGUAUUCAAUAAGUGUGACUCAGGAUGCGGCGGCCUUCGAGAAGUUUGUGUCGAAGCUGGACUACGUCCUACCGCUGCUUAACUCCCGGGAAAAGGUGGCUCCCGAGCAGUUCUCGUCGCUGAUGGAGGUGCGCGAGAAGAACAACCAUGCGGCGCCGUACACGCCCACGGGCAGCAUCUCGGCCCUAUUCCCCGGAACAUACUACCUGAAGGAUGUUGAUGCGCUCCAUAGGCGCACCUAUGAACGCACACCGACCAUCAGCAACGGGGUGCACUAACCCUGGGUUAUGGGUUCGGUUUUGGUUCCGGUUUCGCCAACAACUUGACAAUAACUCACUCGACGACCAAACCCAUUUAAGAUGUAGCUGUAGACGGUAAACUAUUUAUAAAUGGUACGAGUAUGAUCCAUGGGGAUCGCUUUCCUUUCUUUCUCUUCUUAUUCGGGUCCUAAUCGCAUAUAUAGUGCUACACAUACAUAUAUUAUUUAUACAAUCCAAGCUUGCGAACUAAUAAUUUCAUCAAGUCAGUCGUUAUUUAUACCAUAAAGCCAGUCUUAACUAGUGUCGGUACUGCAAUCUACGCCUAUAAUUGUACAAUACUUAUAUAUCUGUGUGUUUGAGGCACACAACCAAUUGUUUUACGAACAAUAAAAAUCACCAAUGUGAAAAGAA
Drosophila ananassae is the source of this 3259-nucleotide messenger RNA. RefSeq names its product hydroxymethylglutaryl-CoA synthase 1. NCBI's taxonomy places the organism in Eukaryota, Metazoa, Arthropoda, Insecta, Diptera, Drosophilidae. Gene Ontology annotation, molecular function: hydroxymethylglutaryl-CoA synthase activity. The coding region runs from base 1475 to 2866 and encodes 463 amino acids. The record is from RefSeq and is a predicted model, not a curated record. Gene Ontology annotation, biological process: acetyl-CoA metabolic process. The transcript has 2 exons.